AUGUUUGCUAUUAUCCUACCGUUUUCCCUUUUGUCUCUCACAUUUGCAGGCAAUGUGGAGAUCGAAGAAUGUGUUAAACUAGUUGGUGAUAAAAAACGACCAACUGUGAAUUCUUGUCCAGAGGAUCCAGUUUGUUCAUCGAUAUUUGUCUAUGAACAAGGUGGUGCUGCUGAUUUAGUAAACAAUUUGAGAGAGUAUGAAUUUUUUAAACAUUAUAAAUUGCUUGUGAAUGACUAUAAUAGUUUAUAUUAUUUUUAA
Dracunculus medinensis (Guinea worm) is the source of this 258-nucleotide messenger RNA. The record is from the annotation of a GenBank genome assembly. NCBI's taxonomy places the organism in Eukaryota, Metazoa, Nematoda, Chromadorea, Rhabditida, Dracunculidae.